Messenger RNA from Aspergillus calidoustus, 2319 nucleotides. NCBI's taxonomy places the organism in Eukaryota, Fungi, Ascomycota, Eurotiomycetes, Eurotiales, Aspergillaceae. The record is from the annotation of a GenBank genome assembly.
AUGUCUUCUUCGCCCUCUCUCCGCAAGAGGGGGGGGAAGCGAGAGGAAACUCCGGUGCCCUCUGACCGUUCUUUCACUCCUUCGCCUUCGAAACCCGUUGCGCCUCGCUCGUCAGAAUGGGACUAUCGGCUGGCCAUUACCAUUUUGACCGUGCUGGCUUUCAUCACUCGAUUCUACAAAAUCUCGUAUCCUGACCAGGUUGUAUUCGAUGAGGUGCAUUUUGGGAAGUUUGCUUCCUACUACCUGCGACGGACGUAUUUCUUCGAUGUACACCCUCCUUUCGCUAAACUCCUGCUCGCUUUCACCGGCUGGUUGAUUGGAUAUGACGGCCACUUUCUCUUCGAUAAUAUCGGCGACUCGUACAUUGAGAACAAGGUCCCCUAUGUGGCCCUCCGCGCUAUGCCCGCUGCCCUCGGUGCCCUCACCAUCCCCGUGGUGUUCCUGAUCAUGUGGGAGUCUGGAUACUCUCUACCGGCUUGCGUCCUGGCUGCGGGCCUCGUCCUGUUUGACAAUGCUCAUAUCGGAGAAGAUCGAUUGAUCCUGUUGGACUCGACCCUGGUUAUCACCAUGGCCCUGAGCAUUCUAUGCUAUGUUCGGUUCUACAAACUGCGUCACGAACCUUUCGGACGGAAGUGGUGGAAGUGGCUUCUCCUGACUGGUGUUUCUCUUAGCUGCGUCAUAUCCACCAAGUACGUCGGUGUUUUCACCUUCGUUACUAUUGGCUCUGCUGUAAUGGUUGAUCUGUGGAAUUUGCUGGACAUUCGCCGACCCAGUGGUGCCCUGACCAUGUUCGAAUGGAGCAAGCACUUUGCUGCGCGCGCGUUCGCCCUUAUCAUUGUACCUUUCUUCUUCUACCUGUUCUGGUUCCAGGUCCACUUUGCCAUCCUGACUCAGUCCGGCCCCGGUGAUGAUUUCAUGACGCCCGCGUUCCAGGAAACGCUGAGUGAUAAUGUUAUGGCUUCCCAAUCAGUAAGCAUCGAGUACUAUGAUCACAUCUCCAUCCGACACAAGGACACCAAGGUAUUCUUGCACAGUCACCCCGACACCUACCCCCUGCGCUACGAUGACGGACGUAUCUCCAGUCAAGGCCAGCAAGUCACUGGAUAUCCCUUCAAUGAUACCAACAACCACUGGGAAAUCAUCCCUACCGUUCCUCUGAACGUCACCGACGAGAAGAGCCGCAAGGUGCGCAACGGCGAUGUUGUCCAGCUCCGUCACGUGGCCACCGAUACCAUUCUCCUUACCCACGACGUUGCCUCGCCUUCUUUCCCCACCAACCAGGAGUUUACCACUGUUUCACACGAACUUGCUGACGGCAAGAGACAUAACGAUACCCUGUUUGAAAUCAAGGUUGAGCAUGGCAAAUCCAAGCAGGAAUUCCGCACUCUAUCUAGCCAGUUUAAGCUCGUACAUGUCCCAACAAAGGUGGCCAUGUGGACUCACACAAAGCCUCUACCUGAAUGGGCUUUCAAGCAGGCAGAGAUCAAUGGCAACAAGAAUGUUGCGCAGAGCAGCAACAUCUGGUUUGUGGAAUCUGUCGAAUCUCUAACCGAGGACAGCCCGCGUCUUCAGAAGGAGGAACGCAAGGUCAAGCACUUGCCCUUCUGGCGGAAGUACCUCGAGCUGCAGCGGGCUAUGUUCUUCCACAACAAUGCCCUCACGAGCAGCCAUCCGUAUGCCAGUGAGCCGUUCCAGUGGCCUUUCCUUCUCCGUGGUGUCAGCUUCUGGACAAAGAACGAUACCCGCGAGCAGAUUUAUUUCCUGGGUAACCCCGUUGGAUGGUGGAUCUCCAGCAGUCUUUUGGCCGUUUUCGCUGGUGUCAUUGGUGCUGAUCAGCUUUCCCUGCGACGCGGGGUGGAUGCUGUCGAAGAAAUCUGGGGUGUUGGCUCCCGUUCGCGCCUGUACAACAGCACCGGAUUUUUGUUCUUGUGCUGGGCUGCUCACUACUUCCCCUUCUGGCUGAUGGGCCGUCAACGUUUCUUGCACCACUACUUACCUGCGCACGUCGCCUCGGCCCUUGUAACCGGCGCGCUGAUUGAGUUUAUCUUUAACAUCCAGCCGAUCUCGGUCCCAGCAACAAUCCCCGUGGUCCUGGAUGACCCCACGGGUAAGGCCAAGAUUAGACGGUUUGUCACUGCCAGAGAGCGUAUGGGCUUCAGGUCCAUGCUCGCUGGCUGGCUUGCGUCUCUAACUAUCCUCGCUGCCACCUUUUGGGGAUUCUGGUUCUUCGCUCCCUUGACCUACGGAACUCCUGGCCUGGAUGUCGCCGGAGUCAACGCACGCAAGUGGCUUGGAUAUGACCUGCACUUCGCUAAAUAA